Saitoella complicata NRRL Y-17804 is the source of this 2530-nucleotide messenger RNA. RefSeq lists its product as uncharacterized. The transcript is spliced from 4 exons. Gene Ontology annotation, molecular function: protein binding; RNA polymerase II cis-regulatory region sequence-specific DNA binding; DNA-binding transcription factor activity, RNA polymerase II-specific. The coding region runs from base 221 to 2446 and encodes 741 amino acids. Gene Ontology annotation, biological process: regulation of transcription by RNA polymerase II. The record is from RefSeq and is a predicted model, not a curated record. Lineage: Eukaryota; Fungi; Ascomycota; Saitoellomycetes; Saitoellales; Saitoellaceae.
GCGGGUGAAGACGAGAGCGGUAUCAUCAUCAACAGCAUCGACCAGCCUUUCAGAAGGACGGAAACGGUAUCCGGCAUCAUUAGAGACCUGGUAGAGUCUAUCUUCGAGCACUCUAGUCUCAUACGGCAUCGUACGUCCCUUGGCUUCAAACGAUAUCUCAUCUCAGCAUAAUUCAACCUGAAAGGUUCUGGAUCAACUCGGUUGCCUAACCCCUGGUAGCAUGGCCAACCGAGCGACAAGGUCAACGAGGGAUCUCGCAAACGAGAAUGGCUCCCCUGAAGCCAGUCCGUCUUUCGAUGGAUCCCUAGGAAGGAAAAGAAAGCUCGACGAAUCACCUUCGGGUGGACAACCUGCCACUCAGGAGCUUGUCAACCAAGUCAUCGCGAAUCUCACCAUGCCGAAGCGCCCUGUAUCAGUAGCGACUGAAUUUUCGAACGAACGCAAUGCAUCGACGCACACCACUGGUAUCCAGGCUUACGCUAAGCUUGCGGGAGCGACAUGGACCUACUACGUGCAAGCACUGAAGAUCACUAUCGGUCGCGAGCCUGAUCGAAGUGCACCAAGUGACAUCAAGCUGGAUCCGGAUUACCAUGUCGAUAUCGAUCUGGGACCGGCGAAGGUUGUCAGUAGGAAACAUGCUACGAUAGGGUACGAUAUGCAGAGAAGAGUCUGGGAGUGUGUGGUGCAUGGAAGGAACGGAUUGAAGAUCGACGGCAAGAUGUACAAAGAGACGAAGCAAAUCAUGUUGAACAGCGGGAACAUCCUCGAGAUUGGUGGCGUACAGAUGAUGUUUGUCCUUCCGGAUCAGACGCCGGUACUUGCCUCGCAACAAACUAUGCUUAGCGGAUUUAUAGAGGGCGAGGACGAAGACGAAGCGCGGAAAAGACUGCGAACGUCUAUGUCUCCUCGCAAGGCUGCUCAGGCCAUUCCUCAAACCUCGACGGCUUACCCUAAGGGAGUUACCAUUGUCCAAAAGACGCACAUCCCUGGUAUCCCAGAUUCCCACCUGUCGCCAGACUUUGGCGAUGAAGAUCUGUCUCUGGACUCGGCAAAGGACAUCAAGCCGCCUUACAGCUACGCAACCAUGAUCGCUCAGGCUAUCAUGUCAUCGGACGAAGGAAAGAUGACUCUAUCGAACAUCUACGCCUGGAUCGCCAACAAGUACGCCUACUAUCGUCAUGCCAAGAGCGGCUGGCAGAACUCCAUCCGCCACAACCUCUCUCUCAACAAAGCUUUCCAGAAAGUGCCACGGAGAACGGAUGAGCCUGGAAAGGGUAUGAAGUGGCAGGUUGAGCCCCAGUUCAUUGAGGACUUCCAGAACAAGCUCUUCAAGGGUCGCCAGCUCGGAGGUCAUCACCGGAAGAUGAAGCCCGAUGGAAACCCGAUCAUGACUGCUCAACCCGUGGUGCAAAACGUACCACCAGCACAUGGACAGGCGCAGAUGCAGUAUCACAUGCAACAAGACCUCAACGGCCUUCCACCGCAAGCGCAAACUCCUGUCCGUCAUGCUCAAUCAUACCACCCGCAAACGCCCCAGCAGCUCCAGUUCGCGCCUCCCUAUGGUCACCCGAUGAUGAACCCCAACGGAGAUGGAACCUUCGUGGAAAACGUUGGUGAGUAUGCGCAUGAUCCUCAGCUGCGUUACGGUGUCCCACCGAAUGGUGUUCCCGGUACGCCUCCAGGAGCAAACAUGUACCAGCCUGUCCGACCACUCGACGCGUACACUCCAGACCGCGGAGGUGCAGCAAACGCUGCUCGCAACCUUGCUGUUAACGGGCAGUACAUGGGUGGUGCGAUGCCCCCUCAAGGCCAGCCGCCUAUGCAACCAGGACAACAGUUCUACCCCACUAGUUCGCCCGCUCCGUUCUGGAGAUACAUGCCUCCAGAAUUCCAGCAACAACAGCCUCCACCUCAGUUGCAGUUCCAGUACUCUAAUCCGCCAAGCCCGGCUGGCCCGGUGCAUACGGAGAGGAAUGGAAGUUUGGGUGGUGCGCAGAUGUUCUUGCAAGGGUUGGAGCACGCGGCGUUGGGUAGUGCUCUUCAAAGCACCGCGAGUGGUGAACAACAUGCCAGUUCUGGCUCUAAUGCUUCUAAUGCGAAUGGUGAGGAAGCUGCUGUUGGUUCUGUCAGCCCACCUGUGGAGAACGCUGAACAUGCUCAUGCUCAUGCGAAUGGCCAUGAGGCUAGCCAAGGGGUACCCGUCCCCGUAUCGAAUGGCGUUCAGGAUGUCGAGGCGGGUGAUUUGGGCGUGGAGGAUUUGCAGGGGGUUGACCUUGCUAGUGGUGGGUUCCAGAAAAUCUCGAGGUGGAGGGAGGGACUUGGGAAUGGGGCGAAUGUGAACGGCGCAUUCAAUGAGGUGAAUGGUGCUGGGCGGAAUGAGACGGAAGCUGCGAAUGGUGCCAAUGAAUCUGGAACUGCUGGUGCAAGCGUCGGCGUUGGAGCCUGAUGAACCAAAGGAUGUACGAAAACGCAUACACGUACGCAUUGUAUUUUUUUGUUCUUUUUUCUCAUCUCGAGCUGGCGCAGGGUU